AUGAUCGACUUUAGCGAGGCCAUCGAGGAUUGCAGAUUACUCGACUCGGGCUUUGACGGUGCGAACUUUACAUGGGCAAAGAACAACUUGUUUGAAAGGCUGGACAGGAGUCUAUUGAAUGAGUCAUGGUCGCGGCUGUUCGAUGCUACACGGGUAACGAACCUCCCCCGUAUUGCUUCGGAUCAUGGGCCGAUCCUUGUAAGGUGCAAAUUGAGGAAUUGUCACAAUGGAGGGAGAGCAUUCCGAUUUCAAAAUAUGUGGACUCGGCACGAAGGAUUUGCAAACCUUGUGCGUGAAGACUGGUCCCAACCCACGGGGGCCGAGGGCCUCCUAAACCUCCAGCUUAAGCUCUCGAGAAUGAAAAAGGUCCUCAACAGGUGGAAUAAAGAAACAUUUCGUAACAUCCACACCAACCUAAGGGAUAUGGAGGGAAGGAUAGUCGAGGCUCAAGCAGAUUUUGAAGCAAUGCCGACGCCCGAAAACAGGACGUUGAUCAACAAACUUAUAGCCGAGUACAUCCUUCGCCUCAAGAUGAGGAAGACUUUUGGCAACAGAAAGCGACCCUCCGAUGGCUAG
Molecule: messenger RNA, 576 nt
Organism: Salvia splendens (bonfire salvia)
Lineage: Eukaryota; Viridiplantae; Streptophyta; Magnoliopsida; Lamiales; Lamiaceae
Exons: 1
Coding region: 1-576 (191 amino acids)
Source: RefSeq, a predicted model, not a curated record